CUAAAGCCGAGGCGAAAACUUGAAGGACGCCGCUCGUCUAAUUUAUCAUUACAGGUUCUCCAAGCAAUCGUCGCAGAACUGUGCACGUCACGAGAUGGAACAAGACAACAGGACAGAAUACGUGGAGGAACGAGCGAGCGGCACAACGAAGGAAGAUCGCGGGGAACGCGACAGUACAGUCGCAUCGACCCGAAGCAUCAUCGAGGACGGAACAGCGCUGCUGGCGCUUGCCUUCGGAGACGGCAGUGCAGACGGUGACCGCAAGAACGACUUCAAACAACGAGGCACGGGACAAGACGGCCACGGGCACGACAGCGUCGGCGGCCAAGUCGAAAACGAGCGCUGCCUCGAGACGCAAGACCGGGGUUCGCGGGACAGGCAUGCACAGAACAGACGCGCCUCGGACGAAGAAGAAGGACGCUGGAGUCGGCGCGACGACAGCGGCAAGUCGCGAGAUGACGGAGAUGAGGGUGACGAUGAGGACACGGUCGUCAGGUCUCGCGUUGCAGCCAGAGGCAGGACGGUCGCCAGGAUAGCGGCGACCGCAGGACGUCCCAGGAGGCAAGCCGUGGUCGCCACUAGUUCAAAGGCGACAGAAGGCUCGCAACCGGUGAAACGCACGUCUGCCAUCGACGAAGCGAGCGGCGCUACGAAUCGAAUGCGUACCGCCCCGCGUGCGAGCCGUGACGGACAGUCUUCGCAGUCCUCGAGCAAGAAGCGACGCCUCGCGGUUCCAGGAGGCGUCAGGCGCAGCGCGAGGGCGGCGAAAAAUGUUCGCGCACGGAAGCCACGUUUCGAAGGGACCGACGACGUCCCACGACCCGCGUCGCCGCCGGCUUCGGAGCGAGGCACGGCCAGCCACGUCGACGACGUCUCGCCUUCUUCGUCGUUUCUGGGUCGGGCCUCGGGUCGCUCCUGGUCGACGCGCUGCAGUCCGGCCCUCUUCGUCAUCUCGGUCGUAUCGGCCGGCGUCUUCGUGUGCAUGUCUUUUCAGGUCUUCUCGGUGGUCCACACGCAUGGCUCCUCCGAAGAGGACUGGCCCGUCCAGAACAGGACGAGCGAAUCGGCGGGCGACCAAGCUCACCGAGCGGCGUCGACGUCGGGUGCCGUCGCCUCCACGGCGGACGACGAGGACUUCCAGACCGCUGCGGGCACCGACGUCGAAUGACGCCGCGUUUCUUGAGGAGUCGUCACCCUGACCCUUUCGGAACUCUUCGCGGUAUAAUGCUACUCGUGUGUUUGGCGAACACUUGUGUGCUCGGUGAGAUUGUGUGCUUUAGGCGAAGAUAGGCAAGCUCGGCUUCGCCGGUGAUUGGUGUGCUAUAGUGUAGUUGCGAAGUUAUGGUAAAGAAAUAAAUGUUCGAUUUAG
Messenger RNA from Dermacentor andersoni, 1369 nucleotides. RefSeq lists its product as uncharacterized. The record is from RefSeq and is a predicted model, not a curated record. Lineage: Eukaryota; Metazoa; Arthropoda; Arachnida; Ixodida; Ixodidae.